Gopherus flavomarginatus (Mexican gopher tortoise) is the source of this 611-nucleotide messenger RNA. It is a transcript of the gene ZNHIT3, whose product is annotated as zinc finger HIT-type containing 3. Gene Ontology annotation, molecular function: protein binding. Gene Ontology annotation, cellular component: nucleus; pre-snoRNP complex. Gene Ontology annotation, biological process: maturation of LSU-rRNA from tricistronic rRNA transcript (SSU-rRNA, 5.8S rRNA, LSU-rRNA); box C/D snoRNP assembly; snoRNA localization. The transcript is spliced from 5 exons. The coding region runs from base 4 to 480 and encodes 158 amino acids. The record is from RefSeq and is a predicted model, not a curated record. Lineage: Eukaryota; Metazoa; Chordata; Testudines; Testudinidae.
AGCAUGCAGGAGGGGAGCGGCUGCUGCGUGUGCGCGGGGCGCGGCGCCCCUCGAUACCGCUGCCCGGGCUGCAGGGCCAGAUAUUGUUCUGUCCCCUGCUACAAGAAGCAUAAAGAACAGUGUAUACCAAAACAGGAUCAGGUUGUAAAGACACUGAUUACAGACACAUCCUCACUUUUCAGAAGAGUUAAAUCAGUGCAAGACAAAGGAAGCCAUUGGUCUGUAGAUGAUAUCCUGACAGAAGAUGAUGAGGCAGACAGAGUCCCGCUGCAGAAACUCAAACUCUUAGGGGAGUCUAAAGAACUGAGAAGCUUACUACUCAACCCCCAUCUGCAGCAACUGCUGCUAACUGUAGAUCAAGCCAAAGAAAAAGAUUCCCUGAUGAAAACAUAUAUGCAAGAGCCAUUAUUUGUGGAGUUUGCAGACUGCUGCUUGAGAAUUGUUGAGCCUCCAGAGAAAGAGAAUUGUCUUCUGGAGUGAGAGACUCUUCAGAAACAGAACUAAUCAUGAAUUUUUCUAAAACUGGAAGAAACAUUUUAUUACUGUGUGCUUUGCUGAAACAGCCUCAUGUGUGUGUUUUCCCCUCAGUAAAACAUAUUUAAACUCCUGGA